This is a messenger RNA of Grammomys surdaster, 2302 nucleotides long. It is a transcript of the gene Bin1, whose product is annotated as bridging integrator 1. Gene Ontology annotation, cellular component: cytoplasm; synaptic vesicle; plasma membrane. The transcript has 18 exons. Bases 121 to 1794 code for a protein of 557 amino acids. Gene Ontology annotation, biological process: regulation of endocytosis. The record is from RefSeq and is a predicted model, not a curated record. NCBI's taxonomy places the organism in Eukaryota, Metazoa, Chordata, Mammalia, Rodentia, Muridae. Gene Ontology annotation, molecular function: phospholipid binding; tau protein binding.
GCGCGGCGUGGAGCCAGGGCUCAGGCUGGUGGAGCGGCCGGAGCUGGAGGCUGGGAGUGCGGCGCGCACGGCCUCCCCGCGCCAUUAUCCGCGCUCGCUACGGGCGAGGCCGGCGCCAGGAUGGCAGAGAUGGGGAGCAAGGGGGUGACGGCGGGGAAGAUCGCCAGCAACGUACAGAAGAAACUGACCCGAGCUCAGGAGAAGGUCCUGCAGAAACUGGGGAAGGCGGAUGAGACGAAGGACGAGCAGUUUGAACAGUGCGUCCAGAAUUUCAAUAAGCAGCUGACAGAGGGUACCCGGCUGCAGAAGGAUCUUCGGACCUACCUGGCUUCUGUUAAAGCCAUGCACGAAGCCUCCAAGAAGCUGAGUGAGUGUCUCCAGGAGGUGUAUGAGCCUGAGUGGCCUGGCAGGGAUGAAGCAAACAAGAUUGCAGAGAACAAUGACCUACUAUGGAUGGACUACCACCAGAAGCUGGUGGACCAGGCUUUGCUGACCAUGGACACCUACCUGGGCCAGUUCCCUGAUAUCAAGUCACGCAUUGCCAAGCGGGGGCGGAAGCUGGUGGACUAUGACAGUGCCCGGCACCACUAUGAGUCUCUUCAAACCGCCAAGAAGAAGGACGAAGCCAAAAUUGCCAAGGCAGAAGAGGAGCUCAUCAAAGCCCAGAAGGUGUUUGAGGAGAUGAAUGUGGAUCUGCAGGAGGAGCUGCCAUCCCUGUGGAACAGCCGUGUAGGUUUCUAUGUCAACACGUUCCAGAGCAUCGCGGGUCUGGAGGAAAACUUCCACAAAGAGAUGAGUAAGCUCAAUCAGAACCUCAAUGAUGUCCUGGUCAGCCUAGAGAAGCAACACGGGAGCAACACCUUCACAGUCAAGGCCCAGCCCAGUGACAGUGCCCCUGAAAAAGGUAACAAGAGCCCUUCACCUCCUCCGGAUGGCUCCCCUGCUGCUACCCCUGAGAUCAGAGUGAACCAUGAGCCAGAGCCGGCCAGUGGGGCCUCACCUGGGGCCACCAUCCCCAAGUCCCCAUCUCAGCUCCGGAAAGGCCCACCUGUCCCUCCGCCUCCCAAACACACCCCAUCCAAGGAGAUGAAGCAGGAGCAGAUUCUCAGCCUUUUUGAUGACGCAUUUGUCCCUGAGAUCAGCGUGACCACCCCCUCCCAGUUUGAGGCCCCUGGGCCUUUCUCAGAGCAGGCCAGUCUACUAGACCUGGACUUCGAGCCCCUUCCACCAGUGGCAAGCCCUGUGAAGGCACCCACACCCUCUGGUCAGUCAAUCCCAUGGGACCUCUGGGAGCCCACAGAGAGUCAAGCUGGCAUCCUGCCUUCCGGGGAGCCCAGUUCUGCUGAGGGCAGCUUUGCUGUGUCCUGGCCCAGCCAGACAGCCGAGCCAGGGCCUGCCCAACCAGCAGAGGCCUCCGAGGUGGUGGGUGGAGCCCAGGAGCCAGGGGAGACAGCAGCCAGUGAAGCGACCUCCAGCUCUCUUCCGGCUGUGGUGGUGGAGACCUUCUCAGCAACUGUGAAUGGUGCCGUGGAGGGCAGCGCUGGGACUGGACGCUUGGACCUGCCCCCAGGAUUCAUGUUCAAGGUGCAAGCCCAGCAUGAUUACACGGCCACUGACACUGACGAGCUGCAACUCAAAGCUGGCGAUGUGGUGCUGGUGAUCCCCUUCCAGAACCCAGAAGAGCAGGAUGAAGGCUGGCUCAUGGGUGUGAAGGAGAGCGACUGGAAUCAGCACAAGGAACUGGAGAAAUGUCGCGGUGUCUUCCCGGAGAAUUUCACAGAGCGGGUGCAGUGACGGAGGAGCCUCUGCAUCCUUCCGGUGUGUGAAGAACCUUUUCCCAAAAGAUGUGUGCUUUUCUUUUUUUUCUUCAUCUCUCUUCUGUUUUGUUUUUGUUUUGUUUUGAAACUCUUGAAAAGUGUCGGGAAAUUGGAGAGCAGAAACCUAAGCCAAGAGGUGUUCCCCCCAAAGAUGAGGUGGUUUUCCAAAGAGCCGUCCGACCCAGUUCAGUGGACUUCUCCAGUGUUCCCGAAGCUGCUGUGUCCCCUCCCUAGUUGAGUUCCCGAUGCCCGCAUGUUCAGGGCGGGCCGGGGGUGCAGAGCCACCGCCACACUUGCCUGACGCUUGGCCGCGCCACCGAGCAGGGCUUGGGUCCUCUUCUGGCAGCUGCCCUGGGCAGGGCCUGCACACUGGCCCAGCCUGGUCCCGCUCUGCAGACCAACCGUGUGCUGUUUGAAAAUAAGCCCUAGUGUUCAAAAUGCAGCGAAACAAACAAAAAAGAAAAACCUGACAAAACCACCCAGAA